This is a messenger RNA of Penicillium olsonii, 915 nucleotides long. The record is from the annotation of a GenBank genome assembly. Lineage: Eukaryota; Fungi; Ascomycota; Eurotiomycetes; Eurotiales; Aspergillaceae.
AUGUCGAAAACUAUUCUGAUCACCGGCGCGACCGGCAAGCAGGGAGGAAGUGUCAUUACGGCUCUUCUCAAUGCCAAUGCAGAUGUCGAAAUCCUCGCUGUGACUCGUGAUGCAUCUUCUGGCGGAGCUCAGAAGGUCAAGGCCAAAUCCUCGAACAUCAAGCUGGUCGAAGGCAAUUUAGAUGAUGCGGAGAAGAUCUUCGAAAAUGCUCGCGGGGUGACUUCUCAGCCCGUUUGGGGUGUUUAUAGUGUCCAGGUUCCGGUACCUGGUGGAUCGGACAAAGAGGCCGAAGAGAGACAAGGCAAUAGUCUUGUUGACGCAGCUCUGAAGAACAAUGUCAAGCACUUCGUCUACUCAUCUGUUGACCGCGGCGGCGAGGCUUCAUUCGACAGCCCUACGCCGAUUCCUCACUUCAUCAGCAAACACAAGAUUGAGCAUCACUUAGCCGAGAAGGCCAAGGGCAGCGAAAUGACCUGGACCAUCUUACGUCCGGUUGCAUUCCUCGAAAACUUCACUCCCGAUUUCUUCGGCAAGGUCUUCGUCACCUGUUGGAAGAAUACAGUCAAGCAGAAAUCGCUUCAGCUCAUCGCUGUUGGUGACAUCGGCUUCUUUGGUGCGCAGGCCUUCAUGUACCCCGAUGAGUACAAAAAUAGAGGCAUCUCUCUGGCUGGUGAUGAGCUUACCUUUGAAGAGAUGUCCAAGAUUUUCAAAGAAAAGACUGGAAACUCUCCCCCAACGACCUUUGGCUUCGUUGGAAAGGCUUUGAUGGCCAUGAUGAAAGACUUGGGCUAUAUGUUCCAGUGGUUCUAUGAUGUAGGGUAUGGGGCGGAUAUUGCGGAGCUGAGAAAGGUGCAUCCUGAGAUGAAAGAUUUCCGCACUUGGCUUGACAAGGACAGCGGAUUCGAUAUCAAAUAA